Messenger RNA from Pseudomassariella vexata, 998 nucleotides. RefSeq lists its product as uncharacterized. Bases 359 to 916 code for a protein of 185 amino acids. Lineage: Eukaryota; Fungi; Ascomycota; Sordariomycetes; Amphisphaeriales; Pseudomassariaceae. The record is from RefSeq and is a predicted model, not a curated record. The transcript has a single exon.
GCCAGCUCAUGUGAGGUGACGCCCGCCCCCACUUCGCCCAGUAGCUGAGGCAGCUCUGUGUCAUUAUGGUAUGGCACAUGCCUUUUGCACUUUGAUGCACACUGUGUUCUGCAUCCUAAUUCAAUAUAUCCACGCAUGUAAGGUCGGCUGAGCCUUGGCCUACUUGCCGAACUUGAGACAGCCUAUCUAUAUAGAAGCCGGUGCUACCCUGGUACCCCCUUGAUCCUUAGUUUCCGUAAAAUCCGUCGCCCGAUAAACUUGAAUCCAUUUCGCCUCACUCUCAAUCCAAGGCGAAAUCACAUAUCCAGACGAAACACAGCCAACACCUUGAGCUUCGGCCUCGACAUUGCAACAAGCGAUGUCGCACUUGUACCCGAACCACCACGACGGCUACCGUAGAGGCCACUACUACCACUACAACGAUCGCCACCACGAAGACUACGACCUCCACCGCCACCAUGACAACGACUACCGCUAUGAUGACUACCACCCGCGCCAAGAUCUAGCCCAACAUUCCUACCGUGACAGCUCGAGACAGUCCUCUCGUCCCAGUCGCUACAUCGUCAACGAACUCGAAAUUAUCAUCUCCCGAAGUACGUCAGGACGGGGCAACACUGUUUUUUAUAAUUCUCCCCGAUCGACGAUCUAUGUGCGACCUGAGAGGUCAUCGUCGUCGUGGACGCCGGCCUACGGCGGCUCGUCGGACGAGGUGUGGACGAGCCCGGUGCGAUACGGUUAUUCGUCCGAUUCGUACAAUGGGAGUCGGACUUGUCGGGGUUGCGGAAGGAGGGAGUUGGAAGGGGGGUUUUGUCGGGACUGUAUUGAAGUGAGGGUGUCGAGACCGUUGGUCGAGAUUGUUAGGGGGUAUGGGAGGUCGACUCUAUCACCGCGACGUAGGAUUGUGGAGUUGCGCUGACGGUCUAGACUGUUAAGUUCGAAAACAUGGUCUGUGUGGGACAUGUAUUGUGCGAUACUAAAUAAAUAAUAUUAAAUACGCC